AGAGAAGGAGGGAUUGAGAGUAGUAGCUGCAGCAACAGCAGCACACAAACACACACACACCUGCAGCAUUGGGGCAACAGCAGCAGCAGGAGAAGGAGUAAUAAGGGGCUGACUCCAAGCAGGGGAGGGAAAUUGGAAGCUUUCAGUGAGCAGCACAUACACACACACACACACACACAGUGAUCUGCAUUCAGCAAGGACAUCCGCAGACCCAGCAGCAGAAUGUUGUCACCUGUCUCUAUACAGGGGAGCCUGGCAUAGCGGAGUCUCUACUUCCCCAGCACCCCCACCGGCACUGGGCCAAGUGGGUGCUGCACCCUCAGGGGCCUGGUCUGUGACACAUGGUGCGAGAGUGAUCGUAAGAGAAACAAGCCUUGACCACCAUUAACUUCGGAUGUUUAACAGCAGUCUGUGUCUAUAGAAAGCUCUACCAAUAUUUGUGGAUAUAUAAACCUGCUAUGACUCACAUAUGAUGGUCUUCCUUCCAACCAAGGCAACAAAAAUCCUUGCCCUCCCCCAGCUCCCUGUGUGAAAAGUGGGAAGGAUUUAGCCCACAAGCAGGAAAUCAAGCUGGAUAUUGUGUCAGUGAGUAGCCAAGAGAUGCUUCUGAAAUUAGUCCUGUCUUUUUAAGUGAUGGAGUCGGUAUAUCCACUGAAAAAAAGACGCAUGGAUAUUCCAGAAGCACAGGAGAACCUGCAAUACGCACAGGAGGAGCCCUGAAUAAAUUCCUCACUACUUAGGACUAUGCAAACAACCUCAGGAUGGUGUCAGCCAAGGAGACAGAUAUGUACGACGCCAUCUUGGAAACCAAUGAUGGAUCUAGCUCCGAUGCUGGAUGGUACUUCCCAUACCCAUUGGGCUUCCAGGUUUCCCUCACAAGCUUCCUCAUGCUGGAGAUUGUACUGGGCUUUAGCAGCAACCUGACAGUACUUGUGCUCUACUGCAUGCAAUCAAACCUGGUGGACUCUGUGAGCAACAUGGUGACGAUGAACCUACAUAUUCUGGACGUCAUCAUCUGUGUCAUCUGUGUACCACUGACCAUCGUCAUCAUCCUUAUCCCACUUGAGCAAAAUAUAGCUCUGGUGUGCUGCUUCCAUGAGGCUUGUGUGACCUUCAGCAGCAUUGCGACAGCCAUCAAUGUCUUGGUAAUCAGUCUAGACAGAUAUGAUAUUUCCAUAAGACCAGCCAACCGGGUCCUUACUCCCAGCAGGAUGGUGCUGCUUUUGUCCUGUGUAUGGUUUGUUUCCCUCAUGGUUUUCUUCAUCCCAUUUUUUGAGGUUGAGUUUUUUGGAGACCCAGAUCACAUGGCCACAUGGCAAAACCGGACUUUGUUGUGUGUAAGUGUUAAUGAGUAUCACACAGAGCUGGGAAUGUAUUACCACUUAGUUAUACAGAUUCCAAUCUUCUUUGUAGCAGCGGCUGUCAUGCUGGUCACUUAUUCUAAAAUACUCCAGGCCCUCAACAUAAAGAUUGGAAAUCACUUUAAGAGAAGUCAACGUCGGAAAACCAAGAAAAAACAGAAGAGGAAGUCAUCCGACCAAAACACAGUGGGGGAAACCAAGAGACUCGCCCCUCCAACAGUUUCUCAAAACCCACCCAUGAGGGUUCAGGCUUCAGUUUCUGUCAUCAUUGCAUUAAGAAGGGCUGUGAAAAGACAUCGGGACCGCAGAGAACGUCAAAGGCGUGUCUUUCGGAUGUCUCUCAUCAUCAUCACUACCUUCUUGCUGUGUUGGGCUCCUAUUUCCAUUGUCAAUCUUCUCAUUCUUUGUCUGGGCCCCAGUGACCUCCUCGUGAAACUCCGUAUAUGUUUUAUCACCAUGGCCUACGGUACGACUAUUUUCCACCCUCUGGUGUAUGCCUUCACCCGGCAAAAGUUCCGUAACGUUCUGAAAAACAAAAUGAAGAAAAGAGUGGUCUCGGUUCUGCAGGUAGACCCUGCUCCUGGUGGUACUGUUAUACACAAUUCCUGGAUUGAACCCAAAAAAGGAAGGAAAUCGAAGCUAGAGUGCAGCGAUGGGACGGACAGAUGCCUUACAGAUGCAGUAAAGGAAUAAUCACACAAAUGUCAGGGCUGACCAGUAAUAGCCACACAGUAGAGCUGAGCCAUAGCUCUGGAUAAUAGUGCACAAUUUUGUUUUAAAAUUUUAACUAUUUUAUCGCAAAUAUCGCUCGUUAAGGUGCACUACCAUAUUACCUCUGUGGCCUCGCUUGGGCCUAUCCUGUUUAGGAUAAUAAAAUCCAGGUGAUAAAGCUUGCCCGCUAUACAGACUCAACCCCAGUGAGUUCUAUUGUUCUUUGUCUGGCUUUCCUUGGUUUGAAGGUUCACUUGUUAACAAGAAGAAUGCCAUGACGUCUCAAGGAUGUAUACAAGCAAAAAAUCUUUUCAAAAGCAAAGGAAAUGCAAGGAAGUCAGAACUUCAACAGACAGAUUACAAAACUUGUAUUUUUUAAAUAAAUUCUAUGUAAUCAUUUUUUUUUUCUUUCCCUACUGCAACUAUUGGUAUAUAGUCGAGCUGUGAAAAAUAGAACUUUUCAUUGUUAUAAAAUAUAUAUUAGGACGUCAAUUUUCCAGCUUGGCUUCUAUUUUGCUGUUGCUGAACUACAGCCUUCACUAAUGGUAGUUCAACAAAAGCUAAAGGGCCGUUAGGUGGGUCACUUCGGAAACUGUAAAUUCGUUUUUGCACAUUAUUUAAUCUAUUCUUCAGCUUUGUAAAAAGAGAAAACAGAAAAAAAAUAAUAUAUCUCUUUUAAUCGUAUUCAGACACUGGAAAUGAGUUGAGUACUGCUGCUGCCUCCAUAUUCCCAUUCAUCAUGCAGGGUCUCCAGAAUGUGCACCAUGAACAAAGUUAACCUAUUAAUGUAUGUUUCAUGCAUCUAGGGCAAAUGUAUUAGGUUGUUGUCGUUUCACUCAAGCACAAGGGGACAUAAAGUAUGGCAAUAUUGUGUCACAAUGACAAACCCAAGGCAAAGUCAAUGCAAGCCAUCUUCAUGAUUGUUUAGGACACAAGUUCCUUAGUCCAGCCUACCUUGAGCAAAACACCCAAAGUAGAUAUUUUAGCUGGUGUAUAAAGUGGUUUCAGGGUAUGGCAACGACAGCCAAUGUAACUUUCCAUGCUGUGCAAAUUCGAUUGUAGAAUAGAAACGUGAACAUGUCCAGCCAUUUUGUGUAAGUGGUGAUGGCCUAGCCAACUAGGUAGAACAUUUUUCCAAAAGCCUUUGCAGUUUAAAAUAUUUUCUAUUUUUUAGCUAAUACGUUUGUAUACCCCCUCUGCUGCAUGCCAGGGAAUAAGCUCCAUGCAGAUCUAGGGGAAGGUAACCUUCAGUUACAUUUAGAUGAAUAAUGGUCCAAAUUCAUGGACAAAGUGGUGAGAUGCCAUUUCUAGAGAAAGCCUUUCAUUGAUAGACUCAUGAGACGUUUAGCAGGUGACUCAGAAGAAAAGCUCUUUAGUGAGAUGUCGCUAAAGAAAUCAUAGAGCCAUAAAAAAACGGGUUUAAACGGAGCAAGAGUUCAAAGCACAUGAAAACCCAAAAACGUGUCUCUUCUUGAAGGUGUCCACAAAGAAUGUUUGGUCUGCUAUGUCUAUGUUUGUCAUUUGAGUUCCAAACUAACUUUAUAUUACCGAGGUCCACAGGAAUGCUCAGGGCUUUGCAUUUAAUCCCAAAAAUAAUAGGGUGUUGGGCUGAUAAGGAGGGUUAAUCUAGACCCAGGGGAAAUUUUAGUAGAUGAAUUCAUUCAGACUAGUGAUGGGCGAACUUCUCCCAUUUCGCCGAAAAAAUUCGUGAAACGGCGAAAAAAUUGUGAAAAAUCGUGAAAUUGGAAAGUUCACGAAAAAAAUGUAUUCGCCGGCGGCCAGACGUGUAUAUUUGCCACAAAUUUGUGCCAGGAGAAUUUAUUAGCCCAUCACAAAUCCAAACCAUUACAAUAGCACUUGAUAGCGGGAAUCUGACAAACUCCUGUUGAAAAAGAUAUAAAAUUGUAAGGCCCCAAGGUCAAAGGGCAAAUCAUUCCACAGCAUUGGCCUUGACUAUGAGAAAAGCAACAUGCAAGGUUGUUUCAAGUCAUUCUGCUUUUUCUAAAAGAAAAUUGACCUUUCCAUUUACAAUGAGUCAGGCAAAACAGAUAUCAGACAAACAAGAGUACUGCCCCUUAUAAACCAGUUGUUACAGGCCCAGCCCACUCCCUGCUCUCAAUUUAUUAGUAAUUUAAUAAGUGAGAUUUAGUAAAUGUUUCCAAAUCGAGGUACUAAUGUACAGUAUCUUGGGGAGAAGUAUCUGAACGAGUAGCCAUAUAUAAAGGACCACCACCCCUUUUAAUUGCUGUAUUUUUCUUUUUAUUCCAAUAUGAAAAAGGGGUAUUGUUACCGGAUUCACCAGAUUGUAAAAAUGUCUCAGUACUUCCAUCAAGUUUAACUGUUAUUAAAGGGAAUUUAAACUCUUGAAACAAAUGAAGAUAGCAUGGCUAUAUAUGGCUCUCAGUUUUGCUAAAUACAUUACUUUACUUUAGUUUUCAACAUAUUAGCAGUUUUUAGACAUCCAGUAUAAAUAAUUUGAAUCAGCACCAUCCGCUGUUUAGCCCGGCACCAUUUGGCAGAAAAUAAAACUAGUGAGCAGGGAAAAAUCUGAUGUUUCUCUGGUCAGUUCUACGCAGAGCAACAUCACAAGACUUCCCUUUUUUCAUAAACUUAAUUUUCCACCUUCUGGCCAUAACAAAAAAAGAAAAGAAACAGCAGGUGUCACUGCUGCAAAUUCAUUAUUUUAGCAGUGUGAAAAUUGUUAUUAUCUUAAAAACUAGAAAUAGAAGUCAUGUAGACUGCAAAAGUGCCAAGAAGAGCACACCAAACAAUUUUACAUUCAUUUGUUUCAAGGGUUCACAUUAAAAUACUUGGACUCGCAAUGCAGGUUGAAAUCCACUGCAGAACCUGCUAAGUAACAGCACGUACAAUGCCAUAUAUCCCGGGUUCUACAAAGUUCUGUAGUAAUUUAAAGAGAUAGUUUUGUUAUUAUUAUUAUAAUGUCCUUUUAUGAAAAAGAAUUUAACUUUCUUGGUGUAAUGGUUCUCCCCUUCCCAAACCAAACGUAGGGUACAGUGCUCCCAGCUCUUACAGGUUGGCUAUUGUACCCCCAACCCUCCAAUGCCCACUCCUCAACAGACUGUAUUCUAGUGCUGAAAUAGUCACAGUACCUUUAUUUUUUUAUAUAAGAGAUUAAGUCUGACAUUCCAAUGAAUACUUUUCUUUUGUUUAAUCAUAAAUAAAGAGAUAAAUACCA
Molecule: messenger RNA, 5268 nt
Organism: Xenopus laevis (African clawed frog)
Lineage: Eukaryota; Metazoa; Chordata; Amphibia; Anura; Pipidae
Gene: gpr22l.S
Product: G protein-coupled receptor 22 like S homeolog
Exons: 5
Coding region: 762-2054 (430 amino acids)
Biological process (GO): signal transduction; G protein-coupled receptor signaling pathway; cellular response to hormone stimulus
Cellular component (GO): plasma membrane; membrane
Molecular function (GO): G protein-coupled receptor activity; peptide binding
Source: RefSeq, a predicted model, not a curated record